This is a messenger RNA of Sparassis crispa, 726 nucleotides long. RefSeq lists its product as hypothetical. The record is from RefSeq and is a predicted model, not a curated record. The transcript has 3 exons. NCBI's taxonomy places the organism in Eukaryota, Fungi, Basidiomycota, Agaricomycetes, Polyporales, Sparassidaceae. The coding region runs from base 1 to 726 and encodes 241 amino acids.
AUGAUGGAUGUGAUGGAGUAUCCCAUCGAGGAGCUCUCGGCUCAUCCUGCGCUGGAUUACAUUCCCGAACAAAUACACACGUAUGAUUUUCGCCGCAGCAAGGUUGAGCUUGUGGGGAGCUGGUAUCUCUCCUACGAUGUCCCCUGUAUUGUCUCAAAUCAUGUUGAUCGGGACGGCACCAAGUUGUGCAGUGUUUUACGGACUCAUCCCGUGGUCGCGCGUAGUUUUGCGACGUUCCCACCAGUCCAGUGCAUGUCCUUCGAAGAGUUUAUAGGUGUCGAAUUACCGGAUCUGUUCAAUCCUUCUGGAAUUACGGUGCAGGAUGUAGCAGACACCUUGCACGCAAAAUUGGAAGAAGGAUUGACUGUGGCAGCUGUCGCGGCUCUUCUCGCGUCUGAAUUGUAUUCUGAAACCUGCGAGAUGCCGAACUGGUGCAUAACGGAGGCCUUCCUGAGGUUCACAACUCUGGGAGGCAUAUUUUCUGUCUUUGCCGUCCAAAAGGUUAUCGUCCGGGAAGAUAUGGAAGGUCAUCGCCUUUUUUACAUUUGGAUUGAAGUGCGGAAGGACAACUUUGCGGACACAGACAUCGAUGGUGACCCGAUAACAAGCAUGUUCCAUUGGCGCCGACGUGAGUCGCCGCCAGGAUUGUGUUCUGUUUGUCUUGACCUUGACAUGAACAUUAUGACACCGGCUGUGGUUCUAGCAUGCUACUACAUAGCCCACUAG